Messenger RNA from Aricia agestis (brown argus), 453 nucleotides. RefSeq lists its product as uncharacterized. The coding region runs from base 1 to 453 and encodes 150 amino acids. NCBI's taxonomy places the organism in Eukaryota, Metazoa, Arthropoda, Insecta, Lepidoptera, Lycaenidae. The transcript has a single exon. The record is from RefSeq and is a predicted model, not a curated record.
AUGGAACCCAGAGGCGAAUCCCUGCCUGAAACCUCGGCACUCACCAGCAACCCGGCGACGUCACCGUCAUCACAGGAAAUCGCCGGCAUCGCACUCUCCAUGAGAAUUCCACCGUUCUGGAGAGACAAACCCAGGCUCUGGUUCGUCACCUUCGAAGCAGCCACCAGCAGUCUCCAGAAGAACCAAAGCCAGCUCUCCCAAAUGGUCAUCGCUCGUCUGGAGAAAGAAGUCAUCGAACAAAUCGCCGACCUACUGUACAACCCGCCAGAGACAAACGAAUACCAAGCCCUCAAAGACCGGCUCAUCUCCGCAUAUGAAGAAUCUGACAGCCGGCAAUUUCAAACGCUGCUGUCAGACAUGGAAUUGGGAGACCAGAAACCAUCACAAUUACUCAGACGCAUGCGAAACCUGGCUCGCAACAAGGUCCCCGAUUCCACCCUACAGCUGAUGUAG